AUGUCCUUCACAUCCUUGACGUUACGAAUACACCCACUGACUACCACAAAUCCGCUUUUCAAGUUCCUUACAAAAUCCAUUCACCCGACACCAACCACAGCUCUCCUCGCAUCAUUUGUCAAGCCCCAUAUCAUCGAUAUCAUCAUUAUGCGCUUCCCUCUUCCUGGCGCAGGCCUGAACAUCAAAGCAUGCCUCGUUUUCAUCCUCGGGAUUGUGUCCAUUGCAUAUGUUACUGCACGACCAAUCACUGGUUCGGAACUCGACUUGCAGUCCCGCUCUGGGCUGAUCAGUAGAACGACUUGGACAGCUGCAAUCACCUUUCCAUACACUAAAAAACUCCUACCUCCUGAUCUCACGUCACAUCUCGAGGAGGACAUUAAACGUGCGAUAGAAAUGAAUACCCAAGGACAUACAGUCACGGUCACCUUUCCUCACUUUGUUGCAUUUCCACAAUUUGAUGAAAGCAACAAGAUUCAUUUCACAAUCACGUGGAAUGAUGGAGCUCACAACACCCACGAGCAGCCGAUCCCAUAA
Messenger RNA from Lentinula edodes (shiitake mushroom), 534 nucleotides. RefSeq lists its product as uncharacterized. The record is from RefSeq and is a predicted model, not a curated record. Bases 1 to 534 code for a protein of 177 amino acids. The transcript is spliced from 3 exons. NCBI's taxonomy places the organism in Eukaryota, Fungi, Basidiomycota, Agaricomycetes, Agaricales, Omphalotaceae.